Molecule: messenger RNA, 1032 nt
Organism: Prunus armeniaca (apricot)
Lineage: Eukaryota; Viridiplantae; Streptophyta; Magnoliopsida; Rosales; Rosaceae
Source: the annotation of a GenBank genome assembly
AUGGAAUGCUCUAACAUCAUCUCACUGUCAACCAUUCACCCCAGAAAGCUCAAAGUUUGGGACUUGCACUCAGAGUUAUCAGUUGGUCCAAGCCAAAUCCAUACCCAGAGGCAGAGCAACUUUGAAGACUACGAUGUAAAGCUUCCUCUGCCUUCCCAUGUCAACUCCAUAACAAGCACCUCUAACCCAUUCGUGAAACACUGCCACAAGCUUCGACAGAGUUCAUCUUAUCGCCACAGUCAUGGUUCAGCUCUCGUUGUGGGUGCUACACCUAUCAGGGAAAUAUACAGGUUCCAAAGGUCAUCGCAAGAGAAACCUGUUAUAAUAGAUUGCUUGCUUCUACUUGAAAAAGCUGAGGUCCCUGAGUGGAUUGAUGAUUUCUCUGUUCGUAUUGUGGAAGUGAGCUCUGUUGUGAUGAAAAAACUUUCGGGGAUGCAAUCAACUGAAUCUAUUGAAGCAAUUGCCCUAAUGAGAAUGCCUACCAGUUUUUCAGAUAUAGAUUCUGAAGAAAAGGAGGUAAACUGUAAGACAUGGUUUCCAUCAAUCCAUCGAGUUCUAGUCCUUGAUGGUGUCCAGGAUCCGGGUAACCUUGGUACGCUGCUCAGAUCAGCUAUGGCUUUUGGAUGGAAUGGUGUUUUUCUUCUUCCUGGAUGCUGUGAUCCAUUCAAUGAGAAGGCACUUAGAGCUAGCCGAGGAGCCUCGUUUCAGCUCCCUAUUGUUUCUGGUACCUGGAAUCAUCUUGAAUCCCUGAAAAAUGAAUUCCAAAUAAAGAUGCUGGCUGGCCAUCCAGGGACCGAUGAAAAACUGAAGCCAGUGUCUCACCUUUCUCAAAAGCUUGCAGAUUCUUUUGCAGAUGUGCCGCUGAGCUUGGUUUUGGGCAGUGAAGGGAGUGGGCUGUCUGAGAAAUCUCAACGGCUAUGUGAGCUUGUAAGCAUUCCAAUGGCAGGAGAGUUUGAGUCACUCAAUGUUUCAGUUGCAGGUGGGAUUUUCUUGUAUGUGUUACAGCCUAAAAACCAUAAAUCUUUAAUGUGA